Ascochyta rabiei is the source of this 1401-nucleotide messenger RNA. Its product is annotated as Polynucleotide 5'-hydroxyl-kinase. The transcript is spliced from 3 exons. NCBI's taxonomy places the organism in Eukaryota, Fungi, Ascomycota, Dothideomycetes, Pleosporales, Didymellaceae. Gene Ontology annotation, cellular component: mRNA cleavage factor complex; nucleus. The coding region runs from base 1 to 1401 and encodes 466 amino acids. The record is from RefSeq and is a predicted model, not a curated record. Gene Ontology annotation, biological process: tRNA splicing, via endonucleolytic cleavage and ligation. Gene Ontology annotation, molecular function: polynucleotide 5'-hydroxyl-kinase activity.
AUGCUUUCUCUUCCAGGCCUCAACCUGGCCGCGCCCCCUGCCGAGGCUCUCAGCGCACCUGCCUCGUCUGUCACAAGAGAACAAGAUCUGCCCGCCAACACGGAAUAUCGCUUCGAAGUUGGCUUUUCCCGCACAUUCACAGUUCGCCUACGCUCCGGCACGGCCGAGUACUUCGGUACCGAGCUUGCGCCAUCCACCACAUACAGCUUUCAAGGCACCAAAGGCGCAAUAUACACAUGGCACGGCUGCAAGCUCGAGCUAGGCGGCGAGGCCGAGUCAGACUAUGUCGCAGAAGAAACCCCAAUGGUGAGCCACGCAAACCUACACUUUGCCCUCGAAUUGCUGCGCGACAAAAGUGUGGCGAGCAAUAACGUGGAGAUGGGUCCCAGAGUCCUUGUGGUGGGUUCAGAGAACGCUGGUAAAACUGCGCUUGUCAAAACGCUCACAUCCUACGCUGUCAAGAGCGGCCGACAACCCAUGGUAAUCAACCUCGACCCACGACAAGGCAUGCUGAGCGUGCCAGGGUCGUUUUCUGCUGCUGCCUUCUCUUCCAUUGUAGACAUCGAGGAGGGGUGGGGAAGCAGCCCCAUCUCCGGACCCAGCCCCAUUCCAGUGAAGAUGCCGCUAGUCUACCACUAUGGCCUCAAGGAUCCUGAAGAGGGAAAGUUGUUCAAACCUUUGGUCACACGCAUCGCGCUUGCUGUCACAAGCAGGUUGGAGGAGGACAAGGCGAGCAAGCAAGCUGGCUUCAUCAUCGAUAGCUCAGGCACUAUCAGUGCUGGCAAGUCCGGGGUGUACGAGAACAUAGAGCAUAUUGUUUCCGAGUUUUCCGUGAACAUCCUCAUAACCCUCGGCUCCGAACGCCUGUACUCCGACCUAUCCCGCAAAUUCUCCAACCGCCCCACAGAAGAAACCGUCAGCGUGAUCCGCCUCGACAAAUCUGGCGGCUGCGUCGACCGCGGCGAGGAAUACAUGAAAGCGCUCCGCCACAGCCAGAUCCGAGAGUACUUCUUCGGUCACGGCGAGGACGCCCUAGCGCCAAGCAGCAUGACUGCCGACUACAGCGAUCUGAACAUCUUCAGAGUCAUCGAGACCGAACCGAACCCCUUCGCCGCCGGCGACGCUGAAGAAUACAAUCCCGCUGGCAGCACAAGGGAGCUCUACGAGCGCGUCACGCCGUCCAGUGCUAUCCAGAAUAAACUGUUUGCUAUUACGACGGCGAGCCCGAAUGAUAAGCACGAGGUGAUUAGGGAUAGUAGUGUGAGGGGGUACAUCUACGUGGCGGAUGUGGAUGAGGGGAAGAGGAAGGUCAGGCUGUUAAGUCCUCAACCUGGACAUUUGCCGGGGAGUGCUAUGGUGCUGGGGAGUUGGCCUGAGGACGUUGCGGGGCUUGUUAGUUGA